UAGCCAUCAACUAACCGGACAGAAUCAAUUUGUGCAAGACCCUCGUCAUAUCAAGCACACCGCCAAGAAGAGAAGCCCUCGUCCUCCCUAUUGCAUUCUCCCUACCGCUCUCCAUGGCAGACGCGCAGACGCUGGACCUGUUCGACGGCUUGCCGCUCGACUACAACUUCCUCGAGGGUGGCGGUGACGCGUCUACGGACGGCUCCAUGAACGCUGGAGGCAGCAACAGCGCCCCCACUGGAGCACCCCCUGCCGUUGGCUUUGUGCCGCCGGACGACCAAAUGCUGCUGGAUAGCGACGUGCCCGGCUCAUCGCCUACCAACAUGAUGGCGCCCAAGUCCGAGGGCGAGGACCUGCUUACGCCGCUCAGCUUCUCUUUUAACCCGAACGGAUCGACGGCCGUGGGGCAAAACUACCGCGUGGCGCCGCAGCACAAGCACAAGCGAGUGCGGUCCAACCCAGACGUGCUACAGGGCUUCGGCAUGGCCAACAUGGCGCCCAGCGUCAUUACGCCUCCCGUCAUGGGGGCCAACGGCAUGGGAUUCCCUCAGCAACACAACAUGAUGCCUAUUAAUCCGGUCCAGGUGGAGCCUCCUGUCAAUCCUAUACAGUUUAGAGGCACGGCGACACCGCAGGGAGAGUCAUUCCAAGAGAUGGAUGAGUUCCUGAAGGAACUGUCGUGGUCGGAGCUCAACCCCGAACAGCAGCAGCAGCAGCAGCAACAGCAGAUGCCAGUGGUGAACGCGGCGACGGAUGGUAGUGGUGUCCCCAGUAAUGGGGCGUCGCCUGUGGCCUACCACACCCAACGCAUUCAGGAAGGAGUGAACGAGCUCAAGAUGAAGCGUAAACGCCCAGUGAAUCACCACUCAAGGCAUCACUCGAAUCCUGUCGACUUGCUAUACAACUUGGACCAGUUUCGUGUGUUAGCGCAGCAGAACAAGGAGCAGCAGCAAGUUCCCAUGCAAGUACAACAACAGCAACAGCAGCAACAGAACAUGAACCCGAAUCAAGGAUACCCGAAUCCGUUCGCCAGUUUCCAGGACCCCACGAACUUCCCUGCGCCGCCACAGCCCAACAUGCAGCAGUUUCAAUUCCAGGUACCUCCUCAAGUUGCCAGCGGCGCCGUGCACUCACUGCAUGCACGUCGGUCAUCUCUCGGCAGCAACCUACCGCCGCGCGCAGCAGCUCGUAGACGUGGUGCCAAUCGGUCUUCAGGACUGUCAAUGGAUAUGUCCCAGAUGAACCUGGGCUUUCUCUCUGUUCCGGAGGAACCAAGCAUCGACGACCUCAACCCGCACCGAUCACCACCGCGUCGCAGCGUGAGUUCCUCUGCCUCUUCAUCCUGCAGCAAAAAGUUGGGCUCGGACGACGCGAACCGGAAGCUAUACAAGUGUGGGCGCUGCGGGCAGCCUAAGGUGGGUCACAUCUGCACGAUGCCUGACCAGCGCAACAACUGGACGCAGGUGGACCUGGAGGUCACCAAGGGCCUCAAAGUCAUGCGCAUCAACUGCCACAUAAUGCCGGUGAAGAGCAAGUGGGUUGCUCAAUGCGACGACCAUGAGCCGCCUCAACUCGCUGCCAAAGGUGGUGAAGUCAAGAGCGAAGAAGAAGUCGAGGCGGAACCGCUGGGGCUCUAAACGUCUGCCCUUGCUCGAUCAGUCAAACUGCAUGUUCUACCCGUUUAUAGCCACGUACACCUCCACACAGCACCAGAGCUGCGCACUAAUAACGAUAAUAUGGACAAAAUGUGGAUUUGUUUUAGGUGGCUGUAGGCGCCAAAGGUUUUCAGUAAACGCACAUGCAUGCUACUCUAUCAUUUAUGCUUCCUCUGCCUGUG
Phytophthora nicotianae INRA-310 is the source of this 1837-nucleotide messenger RNA. RefSeq lists its product as hypothetical. The transcript has a single exon. The record is from RefSeq and is a predicted model, not a curated record. Lineage: Eukaryota; Oomycota; Peronosporomycetes; Peronosporales; Peronosporaceae. The coding region runs from base 114 to 1637 and encodes 507 amino acids.